UUGGUAGGGAAUGACUAUUGAUUGGGUGUGCUUUCUUUUUUUUUUGGUAGGGAAUGCCUAUUGAUUGAUCCUAAAGAGCAUCCUAUGCUUCUUGCAGAGCCUUCUUCUAACUCUCAACAACAGAGAGAAAGGACAGUAGAGCUUAUGUUUGAGAAGUACAAAGCACCUGCAUUGUUUUUGGUGAAGAAUGUUGUUCUAACUUCUUUUGCAUCAGGGCGUGCUACGUCAUUAGUUGUUGAUGGGUUGAGAGUGCACGUGGCUUAUGAAAAACUUUUAAUUAGGAAGCACAAGUUGAUUUUGCUUGGAGGAGAAUUUCUUACAGAUUGCUUGAUGAAAAGCUUGGAAAGCAAGGGUAUUAUGGAGGGUGACAAACAUUAGUCUUUAUUUUUAUCAGUGAUCUUCUGAAAUAAAGGACAAUUGAAAUUGGAGCUGACAUAUUUAAGAUUCCAGAACACUCAAAAACUGUCUUAGUUGGUAUGACAUUUUAAGACGGUUGCGUGUCAUAACUAUCUUAGAUUGCUUGAUAUACUAAGACGGUUAUAGAACCAUCAUCAUAGAGUAAUGACUCAUUUACGACGCUUGUUUCGACGACAAUUCAAAACUGUCGUAAAGAAGUCCAAAUAAACCGACUUAGAAGAACAUUUUUUUAGUAGUGACCAUCUUAAAAACUUUAAGACGAUCCUAACCUCAAGACCGUCUUAGAAUGUAGUACAUUCAAAGACGUACAUUCUAAGAUGAUCGUCUUGAACCGUCGUCGUAGAUCCAUUAACUUUUUACGACACGCGGUACAACGACGUCGCGUAACCGGUGUAAUAUGUUAAAAUAACUAUGGUUGUCUAUAUAUGAAAACGACAAAGAGUUAACAUGCG
Molecule: messenger RNA, 869 nt
Organism: Glycine soja
Lineage: Eukaryota; Viridiplantae; Streptophyta; Magnoliopsida; Fabales; Fabaceae
Product: actin-related protein 4-like
Exons: 5
Coding region: 85-378 (97 amino acids)
Biological process (GO): regulation of transcription by RNA polymerase II
Cellular component (GO): NuA4 histone acetyltransferase complex; SWI/SNF complex
Molecular function (GO): chromatin binding
Source: RefSeq, a predicted model, not a curated record